AUGAUGAUUCAGAAACUCCCAAAGGAUUUACCUUCGUUCUACAUCAAAUUGUAUCAGAUUGUGGAUGAUUCUUCAUCGGAUCCGAUUAUCUCGUGGAGCAAAAGCAGCAACGACAACAGUUUCGUCGUUUGGGACUUGAAAAAGCUUCAGAGAGACGUUCUUCCGAAAUCCUCAGGAUCGGGCAGAAGUUUAAAAGAGUUUUUAGCAGAGCUUCGCAAUCAUGGGUUUAGAACAGUCGUCAAAGGUCCCGGGGAAUUGGAGUUCGUACACGAAGAUUUCGCCAGAGGACUUAUGACGAAGAAGAUGAUGGCCAAAGCCUUGUCCGAGAGGAUUGAGAGAGUCGAUGCUCAAAUCAAAGCUAUGAAGUGUCGAGUCAAGUCGAGGAAAGCUAAUCUCCGAGUAGAGAAUCUCUUCCAAAAAUUACGAAUCUGA
Molecule: messenger RNA, 432 nt
Organism: Microthlaspi erraticum
Lineage: Eukaryota; Viridiplantae; Streptophyta; Magnoliopsida; Brassicales; Brassicaceae
Source: the annotation of a GenBank genome assembly